AAUAUGGGUAAACUUGAAGAUGACCUCACUGAACUCAAGAAAUGUUACGAUAAUGAUUUAAUGACUAAGCAAGAGUAUGAUUAUGCUCGUAGACAUAGACUUGACCUCAAAGCAGCAGAUAAAUCAUGGUGGAAAAAUUUCUCAAACGUUACCAUAGUUCUAUAG
Funneliformis mosseae is the source of this 165-nucleotide messenger RNA. Lineage: Eukaryota; Fungi; Glomeromycota; Glomeromycetes; Glomerales; Glomeraceae. The record is from the annotation of a GenBank genome assembly.